AUGACUAUUAAAGGGAAGUCAAUUAAGUUGACAAGUGUAAAUGUUGGGAAGCUAUUUGGCAUACCUGAUGAAGGGGCUAAGGUGACAAUAGAGGUAGAGAAGGAUAUUGUUGAUGAGCUAAAGAAAGAAUACACUCCAUUAUCAUACACCCAAUUGAAAGAGAAAAUUGUAGAGGGAAAAAAUAGUAAUGAUUUUGAGUUUCUAUUUGUGUUGUACACGUUGGAAACUCUUCUUUGCCUAACUGCCUAUCCUAGUGUAAGUGAGAGGAUGUUGAAGGAAGAUGACAACCACGAAGAAGAGAAGGAGGAAGAGGAGGACGAAAAGGAGGAGAAGUAUAAGGAGAAAGAGGAUAAUGAGGAGGACAAUGCAAAUGAAGAAGAGGGUGACGAUGACAAAGAAGAUAAGCAAGAAGGGGAGAACAAGAAUGAAGAAGACAAUGAUAAAGAAGAAGAGGAGAAGGAGAAUAAAGAACAGAAGGAUAAGGAAGAGGAUAAUAAGGAGGAGGUAGAGGAGGAGAACAAAGAAGAUAAGGAAGAGAAGGAGAGUGGGAAGGAAGAAGACAAUAAUAAGGACAAAGAUGAUAAGGAAGAGGAUGAUAAGGAGGAGGAAGAAGUUCAGGGAAAGGAAGAGGGUGUGAAAAGGAAAAAACCUAUGGCAGUGAGGAGAUCAUAG
This is a messenger RNA of Prosopis cineraria, 672 nucleotides long. RefSeq lists its product as uncharacterized. The coding region runs from base 1 to 672 and encodes 223 amino acids. The transcript has 3 exons. NCBI's taxonomy places the organism in Eukaryota, Viridiplantae, Streptophyta, Magnoliopsida, Fabales, Fabaceae. The record is from RefSeq and is a predicted model, not a curated record.